Lates calcarifer (barramundi perch) is the source of this 4684-nucleotide messenger RNA. It is a transcript of the gene pcnx4, whose product is annotated as pecanex 4. Bases 243 to 3893 code for a protein of 1216 amino acids. The record is from RefSeq and is a predicted model, not a curated record. Gene Ontology annotation, cellular component: membrane. Lineage: Eukaryota; Metazoa; Chordata; Actinopteri; Centropomidae. The transcript is spliced from 11 exons.
CAAUCAAUCUGUGUAUCAUGCGGAUGUUGCUUGGCUUUCUAGCGGCUAGCUAACGGCUAAUGUUGGUGCUGGCGAUUUCCGCACAACACUACCUAUACCGUCAAAUAUUACACAAAGCGAAGCUGCAGUCGGCUGUUCUGCUGUUGACGGUGUGCUUCAUUCCAGACAGCUUCAUUGUGUCUAGGACGAUGAAUGGAAACCCUCCUUCAGCUACAUGGAGAUGACCUACCACCCCUUUGGGAAUGGUCAGAAUGGGGCCAGAUGUGCCCCUUCUUAAUGAGUACAAGCAAGAGUUCUUCUGGAAGCGCUUCCCCCAGACGGUGUUGGGGGGUCCACGCUUCAAGUUGGGCUACUGUGCCCCACCGUACGUCUAUGUUAAUCAGGCAGUCUUGUUCUUGACACCAUGGCUUUUUGGGGGUAUUGGUACUCUGCUCUGUCAGCUGCAGCUGCUUCAGGAGCUCCACGCCGCAGUGCUCUCUGGUAUGCUUAUGUUCGGGGCUGCAGCGGGUGUCCAGGCCCUGGCACUGUAUGCUGCUCGCAGAAGCGGCACAGUGGAAAGACUUGGUGCGCCCAACAUCCUAGUUGAUGAAGAGGAAGUAGAAUUCACCCACUGUGUCAGCCCAGAGACAGUCCGAUUCAUUGCCCCUGGGAAGAGGUUUGGGCUCAAUGUGGUGUUGCAUACAGUACUAGCUGGGGUGCUCUGUGGCUUUGGAACAUGGUAUGUGUUCCUUGGCAGACUGACUGCUCUCUAUGGCAGCAUCGGUGUAUCUCUGGUAGUCUUUGUCUUGAGUUGGGUGACACUGUGUAUAGCUGAGUAUUCCCUCAUUAUAAAUACGGCCACAGAGACGGCAACUUUCCAGGCACAGGACACUUAUGAGAUCACCCCACUCACCCGGCCCCUGUACAUUUUUAUUUUCAUCGCCGUGGACUUGGCUGAUAGGUUCUCAGGGCCUGUCCCUGAACUUCAGCUGGCCAGCCAGGUUCUCCAUGUGCUGUUCCUCUUCCUACCUCUGUUGUGGGCACUAGGUAUACUGCCUCCCCUGGAUGCCCUGCUCCUCUGGGGCAUGGAGCAGGCUCUUGUGUUUGGCUUAGGAGGCUCGCCCAUGUCUAGCAACCUCAGGCUGCUGUUGAUGUUUGGUGUAUCCGCCGGCGUAGCUGUGUGUAAUUACUUCAUCCCGUCAACACUGGGUGUGGUUCUCUUCUCCAUCUCUACGGGAUUUCUGCUGAGCCUGGACCUCAGCCAGGUUGGUACACUCUGCAGAAGUCCCAGGGCGUCCUUCAGGGACCGUGGAUUUCACAGAGGGGGGUCGCCACCUCCUCCUCCCAGUUCUUUUGGCUGGAAUCUGGGCUGCAGGGAGCUGCUGCUAUAUUUGAGCCUGCUACUGGUGGCGAUGGCAGAGGCUGGACUGUUGCAUCACUUCCUCGGUUCAGCUCAGUCCCAGAGCUUGGUUAUGGGACCCCAGGCUCCUGUCAGCUACCUACUCCUCAUACUCUUCUGCCUUUGCUGGGCUCUCAGAGAAAUCCAGGGGGCCUAUGUGUUUGGAGGGGUGUUCCUCAAUCCCCUGUACCCUAAAGGGAUGUCCAGUGUACAGACUUUCAAGCAGAGGAACAGAGGAUUAUACAUUGCUGCAGCAAUCAGAAGAGUCCUUCUUUAUUUUGUGUCUCCAUUUGCAAUGAUUGCUUUCCUGUCUAUGGACAAAUCUCUGCAGCAGCUCCACAGGGCUUCUCUCAGUGUGGGAUUCACACGAGCUUUUAGAGUGGUGUGGCAGAGCUCAGAGGAUGCUCUGCUCCAAAUGGUGGUGGUGGUCUUGGUGCGGCUUGCAGCUGGAAGCAGCAUGCUGCCAGGGUGGGACAACCUAGGAACUGGAGUUCAGCUUCUUCUGGUGGGCCUCCUGAUUGACAGACUGACCCAGUUCCUGGCCAAGCUAAAGUUCACCCUGACUGUGUUGGUGACAUCUUGGACAGAGAAGAAGCAGCGACGUCAGUCGGCUGGAACUCUCUUGGCUCUGAAUGCCUCUCUAUGCCCGCUGCUGCUGGCGGUGGUGACUCUGUCUGCCUUGCUCUCUGCCCCUCUACUGCCACUCUUCACCCUGCCCAUCUUCCUAGUAGGGUUCCCCAGGCCUCAGCGCAGUUGGCCAGGGCCUGUAGGGACCGCCUGUCCCUGCCCAGACUCCAUCUUCUACCAGCAGAUGAGCGGAAGUCUGGCCUCAGCUCUGAGAGCAGCCUUUGCAAGAGGGUCACUGGGUUCUUUAGCCCCAGGCUCUCAUUUUCUUGGCCGCUUUCAGGACCGUAUGGUUUGGAUAAUGAUCCUGGAGAGAGGAUAUGGCUACUGUACAGUCAAUAUUAAGGGUCUAGAGCUGCAGGAGACCUCUUGCCACACAGUAGAGGCGAGGAGGGUGGAUGAGGUGUUCGAGGCCGCCUUUGAGCGCCCCGAGCGGCUCGGCUUCACCCAAGGGUGCAACCUGCACUGGGGGAACGCCCUCACCCCUUGUGCCGCUCUUGCAGUUCGAGUCUACUCUGACGCCCGAAAUGUGCUCUCUGGCAUCAUCGACUCUCACGACAACUUGAGGAAACUUCAGGAUGACUUUCUCAAAGCGCUGGUCUGGUUGCUCCUUCGAUACUGCGUUCAGAAGCAUAAAGGAUUUCUGUGGAGCAGUGAAGAAGGGCCAGGGGCCGGAGGCAGGAAGUCCCAGUCUUCCCAGUUGGCUCAGACUACCUGCAACCAGCCCCCUGAGGCUGUCAUGGUGGAGUCCAAUGUGUCUUCUCUCAGGUUUAGGCAGGACAGCUCCAGCUUGACCUCCUUUGGCGACUGGUCAGAUGAGGAUGACUUAUUUGGACCUCAACCAGCCAGGCGGACAGUGGCAUUAGUGACUGCUGAGGCCCAGCCUGGACACACAACGCUGCAAUCAGGGGCCUCUCUGCCAGGCUCUGUGGAGAUGGACAGUCUUUUUGAAAACAUGGCUCUCUCUGCCUUGCAGCCUCUGCAGCCUCUGGGUCUGGGCAUUGGGAUGCCAGCGGUAGACAAAGGUCGAAACCCAGAGGUCUUCAGAGAGAGUCCCGGCUCUCUCCCUCAUCUAAACUUCAGCUGCCCUCAGUCGGAGGUGUUCAACCUCCCAACAGGGUGGAGGACAGCACCGUUGCUACCAUCCCGCCUGCUGCAGCUCAGGCCUUUGUUUCCCGAGGACUGGUUUCGGUUUACAUUGGGGCGCUUUGGGCCCGCCGUGCAGGGUGAGACCUCAGAGGACAUGACCAAAGCCCUGAAGGAGGAUGAAGCUUUGAAAGAACUGCACGCUCAGGUCGCACUUUCAUGUCUCGUCUCACUGGGGGCAGAGUCAGCCUUCACCAGCCCCAGUUAUGUCUACAGGCUCUACUGUGGAGAUGUACCAUGGACAGAGGGACUUGACUGGCUCUCCUCAAGUAAAGAACUUUACCAGCUCGCUCUUCGUGCUUUCAGGUUCAGUUUCAAGCUACUGUUUGAUCAAGCAAGCUUAGGGCCAAUGGAGUCCCUUGAGGAAUUGUUCAGCACCUUGGAGGAAUAUGAAAGGGACUGGUACAUUGGCCUGGUAACAGAAAAAGGCUGGCACGACAGUGUCCUUCAGGAGAAACCCUUCCUAUUCUCUCUAGGACAUGACCUCGCUAUGGGUACCUACACGGGGCGAGUCCUGUCCCUGCAGGAGCAGCUGGUGCAGGUGGGCCGCCUGAACGGAGAAGGGGUAAGAGGUCAGUGGGCAAACCUUUCCUGGGAGCUCCUGUACGCUACUAAUGAUGAUGAGGAGCGAUACAGCAUUCAGGCUCAUCCCUUCAUGCUAAGAAACUUAACUGUUCAGGCAGCUGAUCCCCCUUUAGGAUACCCCAUUUACUCCUCAGCCCCCCUUCACUUCCCCUGCCUCUGAGCAUGAGAGCAUACUCUGAAGACGGUGCUUUUCACUCGGUACUCCCACAGCAGAGCAUCUGUUUCCAGAGUUAACGGUUAUUAGGAAGUUUAUGUGGAAACUAUAGCAAAAUCAAGAGAAAACUUCAUUCAGUUUUGGAGUUUUACUUUUGAAAUUGUCGACUCAUAUGAGUUCAGAAGAGAGCGAUGUCUGUAUGGGAACUUACAUUAUUAUUCAACAUCAAUUUGACUUUUUUGGUGCUCCAUUUCCUGCACCACAGAAGAAGAAGCAGUGGUAUCACCACUGUACAAGUUGCAAAAUCUUUACAGAUUUUAACUGGCAUUGUGGACUACUUCCUAGAACAGUCCAUUCAAAAGGAGAAAUUCCCUUUGAAUAUUUGUAUCUUGGAAGAGCUGACCACUGAUAGGAAGCACAUGGGUUUUGUGGUUUGUUUAUUAACGAUUGUGCUUAAAAAGAAGUGAAUAAAUUUACCCACCUCCCCUCAAGGAGACACCUGCUGAAUACCUCUGGUUUUAUUGUACUUUUUAGAUUCCACAUUUUUCAGGUGAUCUCGCGUCCACAUCCACAAAAAAGGGACAAGAAUUUUAAUGUUUUGUCAAAAAUAUCAAGGAUGUGCCUUGGGUAUGUCUUGCUGUAUGUGUAAGGUGUUUAGUGCUAUUGUUUUGUUUACAACUCACUUGUUUACAAUUUAGAAUGAAGAGUUAAAUGAAUAUGUCCAUAGUCUCUUGUACAUAUUGUUGAUUUUUAUAUGUGUAACUGUAUAUACUUAUAAUAAAAUAGCUUGGCAGAAA